CAGAAACCUUACCAAACAGGUUUCUCUGCAAAUAAAGAGUUGUCAUCGUCAUGUCAAAGAAAUGGAUGCGCUUCUUUAAAAUAACAACACUAUUUAUGCUGGUCUUGUACGUAACAGCGAAGUUUAGUGGGUUCUUCAGUAUAUUAUCCAAAAGUUGUGGUAAUUCGGUGAAUCGUCGCUCAUUCGAACUCGAUGAAAAAGAAAUUUGUUUGAACAUACGUGAGGAAAUGUUUUUAGGGAGGUUAGAAUCCUUCUCAACACAACUCUUGUUGCUGAAAUUGUCAUCGAAGGACCAAGACAUAGAUUUGAUAGACGAAUCUUAUGAGGAGGUUCAAAACCUCAUUCACCAGAUCAAAAAGAAAAGGGUGUCAUCCGAAGUGACGAAAAAGACUACAGCUACACCAACUAGAAAAACAACCACAACAACGCAAGCAACUGGAAAUUCUCAGCAGGAGACCAUGUACAGCUGUGGCGAAUAUUAUAACGGUAGUAUGUAUGGUUAUCCCCGUUAUAAAACGGGUUUUGUUCGGGAAAAAUGCAAGAGACCACAGCUUCAUGAGUCUGUUACACUUAUCCUGGAUCGACCACGAUAUUCCAAAACUUUAGUUAUGUCGCUUAAAAAGAUAACUUUGCCGAUGUAUAUUUUAAUGGAUGAAAAAUCAGAAAGUGGUGCCUUUUCAAAGAACUUACCCAGUUCAGUAAAAAUAAUAUAUUUUUCAAAUAAAACAAACUAUAUUGGAAUGAUCUUGAACUCGAUUUUACAUGAAGUUGCGACUCCAUAUGUCUUGAUAACCCCGUUUCUCGGAGAGUUUGAUAAAAAAACAGUAGAUAUUGAGCGUCUUGUUCAUGUGCAAGAAAUAUCAAAAGCUGAUAUUGUCGGUGCUGCUAGCAAGGAUAUUGAUACUGGAGAAUGGGACAGAAGUUGCUAUCAAACUAUGUUAAAAUUGUAUACCUUAAAGUACACCAAGGGUUACCGAGUCUCAGAACAUGAAUGCCUUCGUUGUAACUUUGUUUCCAGUCCUUUCCUCUCAAAAAAGAAAUUUUUAGUUGCAAUAAAAUUCAAUUCAAAAUUAACUCACGGUAUUUAUGAAGAUUUCUUUUUGCGUAUCAACCAAUCGAGACAUAAAAUACUGGUUUGCCCCGAUGUAAUGUUCUACACAUACCAACCAACCGUGUUUGAUUAUCAAUUAAAGUAUUUUGCAAGAAUAAGAGAUAUUAAAAAGAUUGUAUAUAGCGAUGGUUCCGUAAAAUGGUAUGGCUGCCGAAAAGGAUAUCCGCACGCGUCAAAGAAAAAAUGCACCUUUCAAAAAGGUAUGGCAGUUCCUCCCUGUUGCUUGGAGAACCUGAAGGAUGCGUUAAAUUUCGUUUUCGAUCAGUGUUACCAGUUCAACAUCACAUGUGAAUUACAAGAAGGAUCAGUGUUGGGAGCUGUGAAGUUUGGAGGUAUAUUGCCAUGGGAACGUGACGCAGAUGUAUCGGUAUUAUCAAAAGAUUUUUAUUCAUUUCAAAACCUCUCCUUCGUCUUUCAAAAGGCAGGAUACGAAGUAGUUAUUCAUGAAAACACUACCUGUUGCACACAAGAUGGCCGUGUUAAAGGCGGAGUGCUACAUAUUCGAGCUCAUGGAUGGAGUGUUCAAGUAUUUGGUCAAGAUGACCUACACAACUUAGGCGUGAGAACAAGCAUACAAACAUUAAAGCAUUGGUUUCUUCCCGAAAACCCGGGGUUAUAUGUCCGGAAUCGAUAUGGUUACAGUGUUUAUAAGCACGCUGAGCACUGGAUGACUGUCAACCAUGAAAGUGGGUGGGAACCUUAUGUAGGAGGGAAGUUUUCAUCGUGUCCAAAGCCUGGACAUCACGGAUGUUUAGAUAGAUUUACAGCAGAUGGAGAUUUACCAUUUUUUGUCUGACAUGCUACAUCUUAUGUAAGACCUUUGUUAAACUUGGUCACUUUUCACGUGACGCAGAUUUCAUUAUCAUUUUUGUGGGUUUUUUAAUACGCUCAAUUACUUCAUGAACGUGCUAGUCUAUAUUCAA
Molecule: messenger RNA, 2034 nt
Organism: Hydractinia symbiolongicarpus
Lineage: Eukaryota; Metazoa; Cnidaria; Hydrozoa; Anthoathecata; Hydractiniidae
Exons: 1
Coding region: 51-1907 (618 amino acids)
Biological process (GO): protein O-linked glycosylation via mannose
Cellular component (GO): Golgi apparatus
Source: RefSeq, a predicted model, not a curated record